AUGGCGAAAACUUAUGAUUAUUUAUUUAAAUUACUUUUAAUUGGAGAUUCAGGGGUCGGUAAAACAAUAUUAUUUAUGAUUGGCAUUAAAACAACGUCUGUUAAUUUAUUAAUUUUUUUGGUUGUUGCAGGAAUUGAUUUUAAAGUUAGAACAAUAGAUGUAGAUGGUAAAAAAAUUAAAUUACAAAUUUGGGAUACAGCUGGUCAAGAACGUUUUCGAACUAUAACCACUGCAUAUUACAGAGGUGCUAUGGGUAUAAUGUUAGUGUAUGAUAUAACAAAUGAAAAAAGUUUUGAAAAUAUUAAAAAUUGGAUAAGAAAUAUAGAAGAAAAUGCAUCGGCUGAUGUUGAAAAAAUGUUAUUGGGAAACAAAUGUGAAUUAGAAGAGAAAAGACAAGUAACAAAGGAAAAAGGGGAACAAUUAGCAAUAGAAUAUGGAAUUAAAUUUAUAGAAACAAGUGCAAAAGCAUCUAUUCACGUUCAAGAUGCAUUUUAUAUGCUUGCAAGGGAUAUAAAAGCAAAAACGGAAAAGAAACUGGAGGCAAGCAAUCCUCCAAAAGGAGGACAUCAAUUGAAACCUUCCGAUGCACAAAAGAAACCGACUAGUUGGCUAUCUAGAUGCUUCUUCCUUUGA
Pediculus humanus corporis (human body louse) is the source of this 633-nucleotide messenger RNA. RefSeq lists its product as uncharacterized. Gene Ontology annotation, biological process: Golgi vesicle fusion to target membrane; regulation of exocytosis; cellular response to insulin stimulus. Gene Ontology annotation, cellular component: trans-Golgi network transport vesicle; plasma membrane; endosome. The record is from RefSeq and is a predicted model, not a curated record. Lineage: Eukaryota; Metazoa; Arthropoda; Insecta; Psocodea; Pediculidae. The transcript is spliced from 3 exons. The coding region runs from base 1 to 633 and encodes 210 amino acids. Gene Ontology annotation, molecular function: GTP binding; GTPase activity.